Messenger RNA from Dicrocoelium dendriticum, 4867 nucleotides. The record is from the annotation of a GenBank genome assembly. NCBI's taxonomy places the organism in Eukaryota, Metazoa, Platyhelminthes, Trematoda, Plagiorchiida, Dicrocoeliidae.
AUUCGAUCUAAUUAAAGUCCCAGUUACGUACUUCGUUUGUCCGGUUGUCGAAGCCAUGCAUUUGUGUGAAGCGUUGGCAUACGUUGAGCUGUAUUUAUUAUUGACUGGCUACAUUGCACCUAGCAAAUGUGACGACUAUUCUUGUGAGAACACCAUAUGCAAUCCACGCGCCGGUGACUUACUUAUUGGACGAGAGAGUUCACUAUGGGCAUCAUCUACUUGUGGACUAAAAGGAGUGGAAGCAUAUUGCGUCGUUACAACUAGCGAAAAGAGUUUCUGCAAGGAGUGUAUUUCAAGUCAACCGUACAAUGCCUUGACAAACCCAGAAAGUCACAGGAUCGAUAACGUCGUUUCCAGAGUUCCAAGCAAUCCUGGUAGAUGGUGGCAGUCUGAAAACGGAAUACACAAUGUCUCUAUCGUUCUUAAUCUGGACACGCAGUUUCAAUUUAUUUCGACUAUCCUUCGCUUUAAAACAUACCGUCCAGCAGCGAUGUAUCUGGAACGCUCAUAUGACUUUGGGCGCAGCUGGAAGCGCUACGCUUAUUUUUCCAAUAACUGCAAGCGUGACUUUCCUACAGUGUCUGAAGGCCCAAGACGUACGCUGACGGAUGUCACUUGCACUGGAGUGUACAGUCAGCUUACUCCAUCAGAAGGUGGAGUGGUGGCAUACAUGGCUGCACCAAGUGAAAUGCACGCUGCUUGGCCGCAAUACAGCAAAGAACGAAUGAAUUUAACGGCAAUCACCAAUUUACGGGCUGUGUUCACCCGCUUGAACACCCUUGGCGACAUGCGAGUGGACGACUCGACGCUGACACGACGAAAGUACUAUUAUGCAUUGUACGAAUGGAACGUCUGGGGUCGCUGCACCUGUUUUGGUCAUGCUAAACGCUGCAAACCCAAAUCGUCCGCCGAAAUAAUCAAACCAGAGAAAGUCUACGGAGUCUGUGAAUGCACUCAUAAUACCGCGGGGGAAAACUGCGAGACUUGUGCCGACUUUUAUUGGAACAAACCAUGGAGACCGGCCACUAAAGAUUCUCCGAACGCAUGUGAGAAAUGCGAGUGCAACGAUCAUGCAACGGCUUGCUUUUUCAAUCCACUGCUCUAUGCUAGUUCGGGCAACGUGUCAGGCGGCAAUUGCCAUGGAUGCAUGCACAACACAGAAGGAGUCAACUGCGAAUACUGCAAACAAAAUUUCUUCCGUCACCCAUCCUACCCAAUCAAUCAUCCGCUGACGUGUCAACCCUGUAACUGCCAUACGGAUGGAACAGUCUAUGAGGGCUUUUGCCAACAGUACACUAUUCCGGAACAAGGCACUGUGGCUGGGAGGUGCUUGUGUAAAAGAAACGUUGGUGGUGAAAAAUGUGAUCGCUGCAGGGUUGGCUUCUGGAACUUCCAAGCGAAUAAUCCCGAUGGAUGUGAAGCUUGCACAUGCAAUAUGAUGGGAACGUUGGACAACGGGGGUUGUGACCCAUACACGGGACUGUGUACUUGCAAGCGAUUUGUUGGUGGCCCGAACUGUGACCAGUGCUUGGAAGGCUACUUCAACCUGACUCUUGCACCCCUCGGCUGUCAGGAAUGCGCAUGCAGUCAACUGGGAGCAAAAAGUGCCGCUUGCGACCGCGUCAGUGGUCAGUGUGAGUGCAAAACUGGCUUCACUGGUCGCGACUGCAGUCAGGUAGAAGAUGGCUACUUCGUGCGUCCACCAAGUGAGGUUAUUGAACAGACUGGUGAGAAAGAGCUUACAGUUGAUGGUCCGAAGGGUGAGGGCCGAUUUGUCAUAGUACUUGACGUGGAUCCAAAACAGUUCGGUGAAGGCGAUCAGUGGACGAUUAUCGUGAAACCUUACCAGCACGGUGCAACCCGUUGUCAAAAUCCGUCGCAGAGAGUAAAUGUCUACCAUGAUACGAGCAAAAUAAUAAUAUCUGACGUUUGCCUGGAAGCCGGACUGCCCAUCGUUCUUCGGAUUAUGUCCGAAGCGCAGCCGAAAGGACCCUACACGGAGAUACUGAUCACAGAUAUCAUAUUAGUGCCAACUGAUGACAGUGGUUUGGCUCGUCGAUGUGAAGCAUAUCGCGAAAUAGCCAUGCGGAUACUCUCUGGUCACACAGAGGAUAGAUCAGGCUUACCAACAGAAUGCGAAGUCUACUUCCGGCUGCCACGAGUGAGCUGGCGCGAGACUGGCUCGGUUGCAGAACGUUGUUCUUGCAAUACGACUGGAUCACAAACAGAUGUCUGCGACAAACUCACUGGACAGUGUCCAUGCAAAGCUGGCGUUGUCGGAAGAAAAUGCGAUCGCUGCGCACCGUACCACUACGAUUUCAGCGCCACCGGAUGCACAGAUUGCGCGUGCAACCAUCAAGGGUCAGUCAGCAUGCAAUGCAAUGAGGAAACAAGUAUGUGUCCGUGUCAUCCGGGGAUAGUUGGAAAACACUGCGAUACGUGCAAACCAGGCACAUGGGACUUUCCUCGAUGCCGGCCUUGUUCAUGCAACGGUUAUAGCGAAUUAUGUAAUCAGACUACUGGUGUGUGCACAAACUGCCGGGAGAACACGGGAGGCGUGAGUUGUGAAAAAUGUAAUGAAGGCUUCUACGGGGAUCCGCUCCGGGGAACUCCAUGCAGGCCAUGUUCCUGUCCUGGAGGCGGAGUCAAUCAUGCUGCGGAGUGCGUUAUGGGCCCUUUGCAAGAGCAGAUUUGUUAUUGCAAAUCCGGAUACACAGGUCCACGAUGCAGUGAGUGCGCGGUGAACUACUUUGGUAACCCUACCGAAAUAGGGGGUUCUUGUCGGCCGUGCCAAUGCUCCGGAAACAUUGCAUUGAACGAACCUGGGGGCUGUGAUUCGCUGACCGGAAGGUGUUUAAAAUGUCUGCACAACACAGAAGGUUUCAGUUGUGACGUGUGCAAACUUGGCUUCUGGGGUGAUGCGACGCGACAAAUGUGUCAACCUUGUAACUGUUACGUUCUCGGUAGUCUUCAUGAAGGUAAAAUGGGCUGCGACCGGAACAAUGGCCAAUGCCCCUGCCUGCCCAAUGUUAUUGGUCCUCGAUGUUACGAAUGCGCACCCGGCUACUUCAACCUGACUUCAGGAAAAGGCUGCGAACCUUGCCGCUGCGAUCCAACGGGUUCCUUGGGCGACAUGUGCAACCCGCUGGAUGGACAAUGCCAAUGUAGGCCCGAAAGAAGUGGCCGCAAGUGUGACCAGUGUCGUCCCAUGUUCUACGGUGACCCACGAGAGCCCAGUGGAUGCAAACCUUGUGGUUGUGACCGAUCGGGCUCAGCGAGUGACUACUGCGACCCUCUCACUGGACAAUGCCAAUGCCUUUCAGGAGUAGCGGGUCGUCGAUGCGAUCGCUGUGAUCGUGGUACCAAAGGCAUCCUGCCGAAUUGCGAGCCAUGCGGCGAGUGCUGGACGAACUGGGACAAGGCGAUCGACCAAGUCACAUCCGAAUUGGAUCGUUUGAAAAACCAGACUGGACGUCAGCUACCAUUAGAACUGAAAACACUGUUCGACGGCCUUGUGGAUUUGUUGCAUCAAAUCGAGAAUGUUCCCUGGCUGAACAUCACAGAAGAGAAAACAACAGAGUUGCAGAAAGUUUUGGACCUCACAGACAAACUUUUACAACAAAUGAUUUCCCUGGACGAUUCACCGGAGGGCUUGAACACGCUGUCUCAAAGCAUGCUCACGGAUCUUGACCGUGAGAUUACGCGAAAGAACCGUGUAGCUGAACUGAAAAUGCGGCUGGAUGAUAUUAAAGGGCGCAUUGAGGUGGCUAUGGAAGAGGGCGAGAAACUUGAGCGACAGAACCCCCAUGGAGCAUACAUGGCCAUUCAACGAGCUGUGGAAAUAGGGACGAAAGUGAAGGGCAUACAGCAAAGCAUCGAAGAACAAAGAGGCUCAAUGGAAGAUAGGACUGCUCGAAUCGAAGACGAGGUCAGAGCUGUAAAAUCUCGUGGGUCCACACUAAAUGACGACUGGGCUGAGAUGGACCGAAAGAUAAGCGAAUUCAGAGAUCACAUACGUCAGAGCAAUCGUCUUUUGUGUGGUGAUAACGGCGCACAUCCUCCGGAAGAUUCAGAUAGCAAAUUAUGCCCAUCCAGCUGUGGGGGAGCUGCUUGUGAUCCGCUAUCACGUUGGAUUGGGCUAAGACAACCAUCGCUGACGCGGGCACUGACGAGCUCAGAGGUAACUACUUCCCCCUCACAAUUCCCUAAUGAGGCGUUGGAAUCCGAAUACGAGACCGGCAUCUUUGGUGGAUGCGGUGUCAAUGUGGGGUGUAACGCAAGCAUUGGUGGUAGAUUGCGGAAUCUAAUGGAAGAAAAUUUGGAUCUUCAAACACAGUUGGCGAAUGCACUACAGGGUGUAUAUCGUGCGGAGUCUGUGAUCAUGAAGGUACACACGGAUCGCGAUGAGGCGGAGACGCGACUGUCCAACAUCAGUACAGAAAUUCAAGGUCUGAAAGAUCGGCUGGAAGCCAUGUUCAACCUGACGGACACACUAGUGCUGGAGGCCCAGUUGUUUGUGGACCAGUACGGAAAUAUGACUAAGGAGACGUUUGAUGAGGUAACCUUUUCCACUGCAAUCGUGCAACUGUCCCUGUAUGACUUUACUUCAGUUCCGCUUCCUUCGGUCAGCUCAAAUUUCUUUCAGGCUGGGCGUAUGACAACGUUAGGAUCCUUGGAUGGAAGCUCUUAUCCAAGUGUGUUGCUGCUCUUUCCUUCGGUUCUUAACACUGACAGAUGCGUGAUAUCACAGACACAAGAGUGUCGGCAGUUCAGCAAGAGCGGGAAAGUCGCCAUUUGCGUCCUAUCUGUUUUGGUGGAUGUGACUACGGGGGUGCAUGACACGUUUAAACUUUCCUCCAUCAAUUAA